Menidia menidia (Atlantic silverside) is the source of this 3413-nucleotide messenger RNA. The record is from the annotation of a GenBank genome assembly. Lineage: Eukaryota; Metazoa; Chordata; Actinopteri; Atheriniformes; Atherinopsidae.
CGGGCUCCAGUGCUGCUCCACCACUCCCCUGUCAAAGAAGGAGCUAUCUUCUCCCCAGGACAACCCGUCCCGCUGCUGACCGGCCGGACUGCUGUGGACACUCACAGGGACCUCUCCCUGAUCGCCAGCACUAAAAACUGCCGUAGAGUGAAUGUGAUCAUCACCUGCCAGCUUGCGUUACCUGUAAGCAGGAAGCUGCCCAUGGACCUGAGUGUGACCCACAGGUUGUUACAUCCGGGACCUGAGUCGGCCAUGCUCUCCCCCCGCACCCCUUUCUUCCUGGGACCUCUCACCACUCAGCAUUGCUCUCAGUUUUCCCAGCAGCACUUGCAGUAUAACACUGAACAACGGCAAAGAGAGAUGGAGAAGAAAAGCGAAGAGCUCCAACAGUUGUUUCGAAAAAGUAAAAAUGAGCAGAGUGCUGUAGCCAGUCCACUUGUACGGCAGAAACUUCGGGAACACAUAAUCAUGAAGAGCCAGCCUACCCAUGACCGUCUUACUCCCAGUCUCUGCAGUACUCCUCCAGGAUUUGGGCGACCAGUCCCUGAUAUAUCUCCAAAGCCUCAGCCUACACCCUGUGACCAACGUAAGGACCUCGCCCUGCGUAGAACAGUCUCUGAGCCCACACUGAAAUGGAAAUUGAAGAAACUAAUCUCCACAAGGCCUAACCCACUGCAGCGUAAGAUCAGUGCCCCUGCUGCCGUCAAGCACAGGCCAGAAACCCUGGAUUCUUCACCAAGCAGCAGCAGCAACUCAGCAUCAGGGUGCAGCUCACCAAAUGACAGCCUCCAUUCAGAUAAUGGCCACCUCUCACUGGCACACGAGAGGUUGCUGAUGAAGAAUGGUAAUGUAGCACACUUUACCCUGUCCUCCAACACCACUGCAAUGCCCAGCAUCACCGCUGGACUUCCUGCACACGCUGAGAUGCGGUUAGCAAAGCCAGUGGCAGUCUCCCCUCUGCAACCUGUUUACCUGCCUCUGGAGAGAAGCAGUCAGCGCCUGCAGCCAGUGUUCAUAAUUGAACCGCGCACUGGACUGGUGCACUCUCAACUGGUCUCUCUUCACGGGUUGAAUUCGAUUCCUCAACAGCAGCAUCCUAAACUGUCCUCCCCCUCCAGAAGAGACGGCUCAGGGACUUUGCCAUCUCACAGACCUGUUGAGCGAACACAUUCAGAGCCAUUACCCUACAGCCACUCAGUCUUAUCCCUGCAUGCAAACCAUCACCCACACGCCCAGCACCCGCAAUACCACAAGAGUGGACUGGAAAGGUUCAAGCUGAAUCCACAUCUAGUCAAGUUAAAUAGCAAAUCCAUUGAGAAGACACGUCUGACUCAGAUCCCAUCGGAGGACAUGGACCUGGAGGAGACCGGAUCAGGAUCAGGUUCGGGAACAGGGUCGGUGUGCGGCUCAGAACCAGGCUCCCUUUAUGAGGACGGUCAGCGCAGGAGACAAAGCAAUGCCAGCACAGACUCGGUUUAUGACACAGAGUCCACCACCUCCUCUCGGGAGAGCUUGAUCGAGCAAUCACAUUUUCUCACUCAGAGGCCAGUCAUCCACAGAGCUGCUUUACAGCCGGAUGGACUGGGUGUGCCCACCGUUAUUUGGCCUCACCAGUCUCACCAACCUGUGAUUCGGUCCCGGUCGCUACCAGCCUCCACCUCUCUGUCUCCUGCUUCACAUCCAUCUGCCGCCAUACCUUCUCUGUCAUUGUCCAGUGCCGCUACAGAUAUCAAGUUACGCUACACAACAGGUUUGGUGUAUGAUGCACAGAUGCAAAAGCACCAGUGUACCUGUGGAGAUAACAGCCGCCACCCUGAGCACGCGGGGAGGGUCCAGAGCAUCUGGUCUAGGCUGCUGGAAAGAGGGCUGAGGAGUCAGUGUGAGUGUAUCCGCAGCAGGAAGGCCAACCUUGAAGAGCUACAAUCAGUCCAUUCUGAAAAGCAUGUUCUUACGUUUGGGAACAGCAAGUCGGACCACCGCAAGCUGGCUGGAUCUCAACCAACUUUUGUGAUGUUGCCCUGUGGAGGGGUUGGAGUAGAUAUUGACACAGUUUGGAAUGAUCAUCACACAGCGACUGCUUCCAGAAUCGCUGCAGGCUGUGUCACAGACCUGGCUCUGAAGGUGGCACAGAGAGAGUUGAAGAAUGGCUUUGCAGUGGUAAGGCCCCCUGGACACCAUGCAACUCAUUCCUCUCCUCUGGGCUUCUGUUUCUUCAACUCUGUUGCUAUUGCCGCCAAGCAGCUCCAGCAGAAGCUCAACAUCAGCAAGAUCCUCAUCGUAGACUGGGAUGUGCAUCAUGGCAACGGGACCCAAGAGGCUUUCUAUGAUGACCCAGGCGUUCUUUACAUCUCCCUACAUCGUUAUGAUGAUGGCAACUUUUUCCCUGGUAGUGGACAUCCAAAUGAGGUGGGUGCAGGUGCGGGUGAGGGCUUCAAUGUGAAUGUCGGAUGGAUGGGCGGUUUGAACCCCCCAAUGGGAGAUGCAGAAUACCUGGCUGCAUUCAGAGCUGUGGUCAUGCCCAUCGCCCAUGAGUUCUCUCCGGACGUGGUGCUGGUGUCAGCGGGCUUUGAUGCUGUUGAAGGACACCUGCCUUCUCUCGGCGGCUACAAGGUUACAGCCAAGUGCUUUGGUUUCCUGACCCGUCAGCUGAUGUCACUGGCAGGGGGCCAGGUAGUCCUCGCUCUGGAGGGGGGGCAUGACCUCAAAGCCAUCUGUGAUGCGUCUGAGGCUUGCGUCAGCGCGUUGUUGGGCAUGGAGGUGGAGCCGCUCUCCCAGUCGGUGUUGGAUCAGAAGCCUUGUGAAAACGCAGUCCGCUCUCUGCAGAGAGUCCUCCAAGUCCAGGGUGAGUAUUGGCAGAGUGUGAGGGAUUCGGCUGCCACAGCGGAUCUGUCCUACCUGCAGGCACAGAGACAAAGAGUCCGCAGAGACUCGGACAGCGAGGCGGUCAGCGCCAUCGCCUCACUGUCAAUGGGUUCCUUCACAUCUCACAGGACACAACCGGAAAAAAUGUUGGGGAAGAAGGACUCUGUCUGAGUAUACUACUGCCUGUUUCUUCAUACUAGUUCUCAGUGGAAACACACACACACACACACACACACGCGCGUACAGAUACAAAGCUAUGCAUUUGGAUCAUCACUGGAAGCUGAUGUUACAUCUCAAAACCUCCUGUAUUACUAUGUGGCUGCUGUAUGGCCACUCCCUUUCCAACACACACUGAGGAACAGCAGCCCACUGGGCCACAUUUGUAUUCCCCUGAGGUCUCUGCAGGCUUUCCUGAGGGGAUCAUUAAUAUCAUAAUGAAGAAUCUUUGCUCUGUUGUAGCACCCAGUGCAACAUGACGUAGCAUGAGCAAAGAUGAGAAAAAAACGGCAACUUCAAAUAUAUUGACACUGUUUGUUAUUCCAGAAAAAAAA